Molecule: messenger RNA, 330 nt
Organism: Naegleria gruberi
Lineage: Eukaryota; Heterolobosea; Eutetramitea; Acrasida; Naegleriidae
Exons: 1
Coding region: 1-330 (109 amino acids)
Biological process (GO): termination of RNA polymerase III transcription; DNA-templated transcription
Cellular component (GO): RNA polymerase III complex
Molecular function (GO): zinc ion binding; DNA-directed RNA polymerase activity; nucleic acid binding
Source: RefSeq, a predicted model, not a curated record
AUGUUCUUUUGUCCACAAUGCGGAAACAUCCUGCUAAUCGAAAAAGCAGCAGGUCGUUCAACAGAUUCAGUCUAUAGAUGGGUCUGCAAAACUUGCCCAUAUAUUUGUAAUAUUAAGAGUGAAAUGUAUUUUGAUAUGAAUUUGGAAAAGAAGGAAGUUGAUGAUGUUAUUGAUGACGAAGCCAACUGGUCCGAAACAGUGGAAACAAAAUGUGGAAAAUGUGACCAUAACAAGGCUUAUUUCCAAAUGUUCCAAACUAGAUCUGCUGAUGAACCUAUGACUCAAUUCUUCAAGUGUUGUAAAUGUGGUCAUCAAUGGAAGGAAGGAUAA